Messenger RNA from Prosopis cineraria, 1977 nucleotides. Its product is annotated as L10-interacting MYB domain-containing protein-like. The record is from RefSeq and is a predicted model, not a curated record. The transcript has 2 exons. NCBI's taxonomy places the organism in Eukaryota, Viridiplantae, Streptophyta, Magnoliopsida, Fabales, Fabaceae. Bases 880 to 1215 code for a protein of 111 amino acids.
AUUUUUAAAACAAAAAAAGUUGCUUGGAUAAUGGUUUUAUAAUUUUUGUUUUAAAAACUGUUUUUAGUUUUUUGUUUUUAAAUACAAAAAAACCAAAACAAGUUUCGGCUGUUUCUAUUCCCGAUUUUUUAAUCUGACCGAGCAACUCAUCUCAUUUUAGUUUCUUUUUCUUCGAGUUUGCUUCUGGUGUAGAGGGUUCAUCCUCUCGUCGGCAUCGCUGACUCUCUUCUCGCCAGCGUCGCUGCCUCCCUUCUCGCCGGCGUCGCCUUGGACAGUUCUCUCUCCUUUCAGCAAGUUUGUUACUAGCUAAAUUUCCGAAAGAGGCGUAAGUUUCCUUCUCAUCCAUCGCUUUUCAUCUUCACUUUUCUUCAUCACAUUUCAUCUUCACUUUUAGGUUAUUGCGGAUGCUCAAAUUUUUCUUCUCAAUUACUUUACCUAUUACUUUAAUUUGUUAGAUCUUAUAUUUAAACUUCAUCGCUUUUCAUCUUUAAUUGAUGCACAUAGAUCUAGCAUUUCAAUUGUUAUAAUUUUGUUCUUGUUCUGCUGUUUGUGUUGCUGAUUCAGCUAAUUAUUAUAUUAUUUCUUUUGAGUUACACUAACGCAGAGGUAGAUUUUGCUAAAUUUACUUUUCAUGUUGUUAUUAUUAUGUAGUUCCUUCUGGUUCUGGUGUUAUUGUAAUUUUGUUUAGUUUCAAACUCAUUCUUUUGAUUUAAAGGAAGGUAGUGAUAGUAGGGAAGUAGAUUUAAAGGAUUGAAAAUUGGUAUGAACUCAAACAUAAGCACAGAAACUUCUCGGUGGUGCUUGCUGGAGUUAAACUUCUCCAUUUUCUUUGAAUUUAAGUUGAGUUAGUCUACUUAUUGUAAUAUUCACUUAUGAUAGAUGAAAACUAAUGUUGACUCAAAGAUGUGGACUGACCCAAUAGUUAAAGCUUUGAUAGACAUUUUAGUUGAAGAAGUCCAAAAAGGAAAUAUGCCAAAUGGUGUGUUUCACUCUAGAACAUGGACUUCCAUGACUGCAAGGUUGAAUUCUGUAACCAGUCGUUCAUUCAAUGUUAAGCAACUAAAACAAAAGGUGAAUCGAUUGCGGAGUAUGCAUCGUGAGUUCACUUUAUUACUGAAACACACUGGAUUUGGGUGGAGCGCAGAAACAAACACUGUUACUGCAAGUGAAGAAGUUUGGCAAAACUAUCUUCAGGCACAAGAAAAGGCUGCUUAGUUUUGAAAGAAAGGAUGUGACCACUAUAAGCUGUUGGGAAUCAUAUUCAACAGAAGUACUGCAACUGGAGUACUCCAUCACUCUUCUACCCAAGACCCACUAAAUAGUGAUGAAGAAAAUGAACUGGAAAAUCAAUAUCUUAACAGUGGGGUUCAUAGAGAUGAUAAGGAUAGUUCAGAUGAUGACAUUCAAGAGGUGGAGCAUAUCACACAAAGUGGAAAAUGCAUAAUUCAAACAAAAGAGCGCAAGUCUAAGAAAGAGUCCAGAAAAUAUCAAAUGCAAAAGCACUUGCAGUAUGGGUUGAAGCUUCUAAGGCAAGAGCAGGGUGGUAAGAGUGUGGAGGCUAAUUCUGAAUAUACUGCAGCUAAAUGUGUCAUUGCUCUUGAGGAGAUUGAAGGCAUUCGAGCUGACAUAUUUGUUAAAGCUUUGGAAAAAUUUAGGGAAUAUGAUUGGAGGGAAAUGUUUCUUACCAUGUCUGUUGAUGGGAAAAGGAAAUGGUUAGAUAUGCUUUAAAAACAUAGUUGUUGAUCAAUUAGGAAGGAAUCUCUAGUAACAUAGUACCAUAGGCUAUAGUCAUGUGGAUUAUGUGUUACCUAUGCAAGUAUUGUCAUUUUCUCUUCUUUUUUUCCCCUUUCAACGUUAGGUUCAGAACUUGCAAGCCUAUAUGUUUACACACACAUGCCCCUUUUAUAUGAAAAACUAGCCAUGCAAUGCUCAAUUAGUUGGUGUUUAGGAAUGAUCAUUUGCAAUUGAAUAGUGUUA